Messenger RNA from Morus notabilis, 3056 nucleotides. RefSeq names its product CSC1-like protein At1g32090. The transcript has 11 exons. Gene Ontology annotation, molecular function: calcium-activated cation channel activity. The record is from RefSeq and is a predicted model, not a curated record. Lineage: Eukaryota; Viridiplantae; Streptophyta; Magnoliopsida; Rosales; Moraceae. Bases 212 to 2638 code for a protein of 808 amino acids. Gene Ontology annotation, cellular component: plasma membrane.
GGCAGAAAACCAGUCGCUUUGCUUGCCCAUUUUAUCACAAUAAAAAACGGAAAAGAAAAAACUUGCCAAACGCAAAAUAUUCUUUCCCUUCUUUAUCUUCCAUUCUAUCCCCAAUAUCCUUCCUUGAGCAUUGGCCUUUUCCUUUUUUAUCAUUAUCAUCAUCUCCUUUCUCAACUUCACUUUCUCUCUCUAUCUUUUGUUUCUCUCUCUAAUGGCGACUCUGGGCGACAUUGGGGUGUCUGCUCUGAUCAACAUACUGAGUGCAUUCGCGUUUCUGUUGGCCUUCGCUUUGCUGAGAAUACAGCCGAUAAACGACAGAGUUUACUUUCCCAAAUGGUACAUCAAUGGCGAGAGGGGAAGCCCCAGGAGCAGAGGGAACUUGGUGAGCAAAUUCGUCAAUCUGGAUUUCAAGACGUACUUGACGUUCUUGAACUGGAUGCCUCAGGCCAUGAGAAUGACUGAGCCGCAGAUUAUCUCCCGUGCUGGCCUCGACUCUGCCGUUUUUCUCAGAAUUUACAUUCUUGGCUUGAAGGUUUUCGUCCCCAUUACAAUCAUAGCACUUCUCCUGCUUAUACCAGUCAAUGUGUCUGAUGGAACAUUAUCCUUCUUGAAGAAAGAUUUGGUUACGAGUGACAUUGACAAGCUCUCAAUUUCAAAUGUACGUCCUAAAUCAGUUAGGUUUUUCGUCCACAUAGGUUUGGAAUACUUAUUCACAUUCUGGACUUGUUUCCUGUUAUACAAGGAAUAUGGUUAUGUAGCAUCAAUGAGAUUAAAUUUCUUGGCUUCACCGCGCCGGCGUGCUGAACAGUUCACGGUAGUUGUUAGGAAUGUACCACAUAUUUCUGGUCGUUCUCCAUCCGAUACAGUGGAUCGCUUCUUUCAGACAAACCACCCAGAUCAUUAUCUUUGUCAUCAGGCAGUCUACAAUGCAAACAAAUUUGCUAAAUUUGCAAGGAAGAGAGAUCGGCUCCAAAAUUGGUUAGACUACAACCAGCUUAAGUUCGAAAGACAUCCUGACAAGAAACGUACUAGAAAGAAAGGAUUUAUGGGACUUUGGGGUGAAAGAGUUGAUUCAAUCGAGUACUACAAGCAACAGAUUAAGGAUCUUGAUAGACGAAUGACACUGGAACGCCAAAAUAUUAUCAAAGACACAAAAUCCAUUCUUCCAGUCACGUUUGUCUCUUUCAAUUCGAGGUGGGGAGCUGCUGUCUGUGCACAGACACAACAAAGCAAGAAUCCCACAUUAUGGUUGACGAACUGGGCGCCAGAACCUCGAGAUGUUUAUUGGAGAAACUUGGCCAUACCAUUCGUUUCCUUGAGCAUUCGGAAGCUUGUAAUAUCAAUAUCCGUAUUUGCCUUGGUGUUUUUCUAUAUGAUACCCAUAGCUUUUGUGCAAUCUCUUGCAAACUUGGAGGGUCUUGAAAGAGUUGCUCCUUUCCUCAGGCCAGUGAUAGAAUUGAGCUUCAUCAAGUCGUUUCUACAGGGUUUCCUUCCUGGUCUGGCACUUAAAAUCUUUUUAUACAUUCUUCCAACUGUUUUAAUGAUCAUGUCAAAAAUUGAGGGGCAUAUAGCAUUAUCGACCCUGGAGCGUAGAACAGCAGCAAAGUACUACUAUUUUAUGUUAGUGAAUGUAUUCUUGGGAAGCAUAGUGACUGGAACAGCCUUUCAGCAGCUUGACGCUUUCCUUCACCAAUCUGCUACUGAGAUUCCAAGAACCAUUGGGGUCUCCAUACCAAUGAAGGCUACUUUCUUUAUUACAUACAUAAUGGUUGACGGUUGGGCUGGCAUUGCUGGUGAGAUUCUCCGCUUGAAGCCAUUGGUUAUUUUUCAUCUCAAGAACAUGUUUUUGGUGAAAACUGAGAGAGACAGAGAGAGGGCGAUGAAUCCCGGGAGUGUGGACUUUCCAGAGACUAUCCCGAGUCUUCAACUAUACUUCCUUUUGGGGCUUGUGUAUAUGGUUGUUACUCCGAUUCUUCUUCCCUUCAUGGUAGUCUUCUUUGCCCUUGCAUACUUGGUUUACCGUCAUCAGAUAAUCAAUGUGUACAAUCAACAAUAUGAAAGUGCUGCUGCCUUCUGGCCACAUGUUCACACCCGCAUAAUAGCGAGUUUAUUUAUAUCUCAGCUUCUUUUGAUGGGUUUGCUAAGCACCAAAAAGGCAGCUAAUUCUACUCCGUUACUAGUUGUUUUGCCCAUAUUGACAAUAGCAUUCCACAAGUACUGCAAACACCGCUUUGAACCCGCAUUUAGAAAGUACCCCCUUGAGGAAGCCAUGGCCAAAGACACAGCGGAACGCGCUGCAGAACCUGACCUGAACUUGAAAGCUUAUUUGGCUGAUGCCUACUUGCACCCGAUUUUCCAAUCAUUUGAAGAAGAGGAGACCGUCAAAGUUCGAGUGGACAAACACCAAACCCACACUGCGAGUCCCACAAGCGAACCUAGCUCCCCUUCCCCAGCGGGUUAUGUCCAUAAUAAUCCUUCCCCUCCACACUAUGUCCUUCACCCUCCCCCGCCACCACAAUAUGUUUAUCAUCACUCCUCUCCGCCCCAUUACGUAUAUGACCAAUCAUCUCCAUCCCACUACGUCUAUGUUGCUCCGCCAUCCCCUCCAAGAUAUGUCUACCCCCAUGGAGAACCUUGAACUAAUUCUUGUAAGUUUUCCAAGACAAAAAGUUCUAACCUUCUUUCUCUGUUGAUAGUUUGUUAACCACUGUAUGCUUUCAUUGAGGUCUUGCCUCUUUCUACUUGUAAUUAUUCUUCUGUUCUUUGCUCCAAGUAUAACUUGGUUAUGUGUUUGAAACUGAGAGAUCUCUGGAAAAGAAGUUUAGGAUCACCAUUUCUUUUUCUUCUUCGACAGGUUCGUUGACUUCUAUUUUCUCAUCUUUCAUUUCAGAGUACGACUUGUUUUAGCAAGGAAUAUAGGGCCAUGUUUGAUUGCCUGUAGUGUAUUGUAUUGUAUAAAGUGUACCAAACUGGGCUGCAUUGUUACGAUACAGUAUGAUAAUUGGUCUUAGUGAUAUUAAAGGGGUUAAAAACCCGAUGCACUGUUUGAUGAAGCA